GCCAUCCUGUACCUGUCACGCAGGUGUGAUAUUUGGAUGUACCGAUCCUGCGCAGGUGUUGUUACACGUGGUCUUCCACUGCGAGGAUGAUCGGCUGUCUAUCCUGUCUCCCUGUAGCGCUGUCUUAGGCUUCUCACAGUGCGGACAUGGCGAUUUAUUGCCCUAGCCACAUCAGCAGUCCUCAUGCCUCCCUGCAGCAUGCCUAAUGCACGUUCAUGCAGAUGAGCAGGGACCCUGGGCAUCUUUCUUUGGGUGUUUUUCACAGUCGGUAGACAAGUCUCUUUAGUGUCCUGCGUUUUUAGAACUGUGACCUUAAAUGCCUACUUUCUGUAAGCUGUUAAGGUCUCAACGACCAUUCCACAGGUGCAUGUUAAUUAAUCGACUAUGGUUAAUUGAACAUGCAUGGAAAACAUUGUUUAAACCCUUUACAAUGAAGAUCUGUAAAGUUAUUUGGAUUUUUACAACAUUAUUGUUAAAAUACACAGUCCUGAAAAAAGGACGUUUCUUUUUUUGCUGAGUAUAUAUGCUGAUAGAAUAUCAUAAAUAUGUUAUGUUAUAUGCUGUUAUCCUCAUGGGUCAUGGGUUGGACUUCUUUUGGAUGCAGUACGGUGGUCCAUGCACAUCCCUAAACCAACCAACCAACCAGACAGACACUCCAUCGCAUGGAGAUUUAGCUCUAUUUGACUCUCCUCAUGCUUGGUGGGUUUUCCCUGGGAUCCUCCCACAGUCGAAAAAUUGCUCGUAAUAAGGGUGUGCCCUGCAAUGGAUUGGCACCCUGUCCGAGGUGGACCCAAAGUGCCCACACACACAUUUGUGGCACUUGUACACAGGAUAGCAUAAAAAGUAGGAACAUUCUUAGACACAAACUUAUGAUUUGCCACCUGCAGCCUUAUUUGUUUUUUUGCAUUACUGUAGUUACACCAUACAUGGGCUGAAAGAGGAGUAAAGUAGGCCUGAAAGAGACAUAUGCUAUGUUGUACAAAGAUAAUGUUAUAUAAAGAGACAUAUUUAUAUCAUCUGUACAUGAAUGAAAUUGCAAAGAAACAAACUAUUUUUAAUUAGGGAUACAAAAAUGGUGUGGAUAGUAGACGUUGAUUACUUUGUGUUUAGAAGAAAAGAAGAAACAUUGUUGAAGUUCAGAGGGGUCGUCCAGAAUCGAUUCAUUUGACUCCCUCGAGACAGGCUCUCGAAGUGAACCGACUCCUUUCUGGAUCUUCCAUCUCCACGCACAAAUCACUCGCGUCCGGCUGCCGUAGGCUCGCUAGCUCCGCGUAGGUGGUGUACCGAAGAUGGCGGCUUGUAGACGUGUGCAGCUUCUUUUAUUGCUUCUAGGCAUCCCUGCUUGCAUUCACUCUGCCCAGGGAGCGAAAUCCCUCACCAGCCAUGCUGAAGUUAAUGCAGGAGACAACGCCAGCGAAGGUAAAAACGCCGAGCCGAAGCCUGGAGCGGCCUCUCAGUCCCGCCGCACCUCCACCGGCUGGAGGCUGGCUGAGGAGGAGGCCUGCCGGGACGACGUGACCAGACUGUGCUCCAAACAUUCCUGGAACAACAACCUGGCCGUGCUCGAGUGUCUGCAGGACCGCAAAGAGGAAACCGAGAUUGCAGCCAGUUGUAAUCAUCUUUUAUGGAAUUACAAACUGAACCUGACGACAGACCCGAAGUUUGAGUCUGUGGCAGUGGAGGUGUGUAAGAGCACCAUUAGUGAUAUUAAAGAGUGUGCAGCAGAGGAGCGGGGGAAGGGAUAUUUAGUGUCAUGUUUGGUAGACCACCGUACCAACAUCACUGAAUAUCAGUGCAAUCAGUACAUCACAAAGAUGACCACCAUCAUCUUCAGUGACUUCCGGCUCAUUUGCGGCUUUAUGGACAGCUGCAAGGACGACAUCAACGCACUGCACUGUGGGAGUGUUAACACUGGGGAGAAGGAUAUACACUCUCAGGGAGAGGUGAUAGCUUGUCUGGAGAAAGGGCUGGUAAGUGAAGCCGAGGAACAGCCAGGGCGUUAUGCGAUUAAAGAAGAUUGUAAGAAGGCCAUCAUGCGUGUGGCUGAGCUAUCGUCUGAUGACUUCCACCUCGACAGACACCUGUUCUUUGCAUGCCGGGAUGACCGUGAGCGCUUCUGUGAAAACACUCCAGCUGGUGAAGGCAGGGUCUACAAAUGUCUCUUUAACCACAAAUUUGAAGAUUCCAUGUCUCCGAAGUGUAGAGAGGCUCUCUCCACGAGACAGAAGUUGAUAGCACAGGAUUACAAGGUGAGCUACACCCUGGCAAAAGCCUGCAAACAGGAUCUGCGGAAGUACCGGUGCAAUGUAGAUACCACAUUACCCCGUGGCAGAGAGGCCAAGCUGUCCUACCUGCUGCUGUGUCUGGAGACCGCUGUUCAUAGAGGGCGCACUGUGAGCGGUGAGUGCCAGGGGGAGAUGUUGGACUACAGACGCAUGCUGAUGGAGGAUUAUUCGCUGAGUCCUGAGAUUGUGCUGCAUUGCCGCGGGGAGAUUGACACACACUGCUCUGGUCUGCACCACAAGGGCCGAACCCUCCACUGCCUCAUGAGAGUGUCCCGUGACAAGGGCAUUGUAGACAACCUCUGUCAGAAAUCUCUCCAGACUUUGAUCCAGGAGACUGAUCCUGGGGCAGAUUACCGGAUUGAUCGGGCUCUCAAUGAGGCCUGUGAGUCGGUCAUCCAGACUGCCUGCAAACACAUCCGUAACGGAGACCCCAUGAUCCUGUCUUGUUUAAUGGAGCAUCUUUACACUGAUAAGAUGGUGGAAGACUGUGAGCAACGGUUGCUUGAGCUGCAGUACUUCAUCUCCAGAGACUGGAAGCUGGACCCUAUCCUCUACAGAAAGUGUCAAAAUGAUGCAGCACGUAUUUGCCACACUCAUGGCUGGAACGAGACGAGUGAGUUCAUGCCCCCAGGUGCUGUCUUUUCCUGCCUGUACCGUCAUGCCUAUCGCACCGAGGAGCAGGGGCGACGUGACCUCAAUGACGGCAACGUUUCUUAUACUUUGUCUCGUGACUGUAAGACGGAAGUGCAGCGCAUUCUUCAUCAGAGAGCUCUGGAUGUAAAGCUGGACCCAGACCUGCAGAGACGGUGUAUGACUGAUCUGGGCAAGUGGUGCAGUGAUAAAACUGAUCCUGGACAGGAGUUGGAGUGUCUACAGGAUCAUUUAGAUGAUCUAGGCACUGAAUGUCGUGAUGUAGUUGGUAACCUGACAGAGCUGGAGUCUGAAGAUAUUCAGAUUGAAGCUCUUUUAAUCCGAGCCUGUGAACCUGUCAUCCAGUCACACUGCCAUGAGGUGGCAGAUAAUCAGAUCGAUACUGGAGAUCUGAUGGAGUGUCUUGUGCUCAACAAACACCAGAAGGAGAUGAACGAGAAAUGUGUUGUUGGAGUCACUCACUUUCAACUGAUCCAAAUGAAAGACUUCCGCUUUUCUUACAAGUUCAAGAUGGCCUGCAAGGAGGAUGUUCUCAAGCUCUGCCCUAACAUCAAAAAGAAGGUGGAUGUGGUCAUCUGUCUGAGCACCAUGGUCAGGAACGAUACGUUGCAGGAGGUGAAAGAUCAGCGCGUUUCCAUGAAGUGCCGAAGACAACUCAGAGUGGAGGAACUGGAGAUGUCUGAAGAUAUUCGCCUGGACCCAGAUCUGUACGAGAACUGUAAGCAGGACAUUAAGGAUCACUGUCAGAACGUGGUGUUCGGCAAUGCUCAGGUAAUUGAGUGUCUGAAGGACAAUAAAAAGCAUCUGACCCAGCGGUGUCACCAGAAGAUCUUCAAACUGCAGGAGACCGAGAUGAUCGACCCUGAACUCGACUUUCAGCUCAUGAGAGUGUGUAAGCAGAUGAUCAGGCGUUUCUGCUCUGAAGCCAAUGCUAAGAGCAUGUUCCAGUGCCUGAAACAAAACAAGAAUAGUGAACUCAUGGACCCUAAAUGCAAGCAGUUGAUAACCAAGAGACAGAUCACCCAGAACACGGAUUUCAGACUAAACCCAGUGCUGAGGAAGGCCUGUAAGCCUGACAUUCCCAAAUUCUGCCAGAACAUUCUGAACAAAGCGAAAGAUGACAUUGAGUUAGAAGGCCAGGUCAUCUCCUGCCUCAAACUAAAAUAUGCCGACCAGCGUCUCUCCCCAGACUGCGAGGACCAGAUUAGGGUCAUUCUGCAGGAGUCUGCCUUGGACUACAGACUGGACCCUCAGUUACAGUUGCAGUGCACUGAGGAGAUCCCGCGGCUGUGUGCAGAGGAAGUAGCAGCCCAGGAACAGACCGGUCAGGUGGAGGAAUGUCUCAAAGUGAAUCUGCUCAAGCUUAAAAAUGAGGGCUGCAAAAAGGAAGUACUGAACAUCCUCAAGGAGAGUAAGGCAGACAUUUUUGUGGAUCCAGUCUUGCACACGGCAUGCGCGCUUGACCUUAAGCAUCAGUGCGCUGCCAUUCCACCUGGCAGAGGAAGACAGAUGUCUUGUCUGAUGGAGGCCCUUGAUGAUAAGAGAGUGAGACUCCAGCCUGAGUGUAAGAAGAGACUGCAAGAUCGCUUGGAGAUGUGGGGCUACGCUGCCAAGGUGGCACCAGCAGAAGGCUUCUCAGACUUGGCCGGUCAGGUCUUUUCUUCUCCUGCUAAGAACUAUAUUCUAAGCAUGCUGGCAAUGUGUGUGGUGCUGCUGUUUUUCAUGGGGCUGCUGUGCGGCCGCAUCACCAAGCGCGUCACGCAAGAGCUAAAGGACAGGUAAAGAGGGUUGCCAGGGGCAGGAGGAUGGGGGGAGACCCAAUGUCCUCCCUUCCUCCUUCCCCAUCCCACAAAAGGGGGGUGGAGAAGUCAGCGGUGCUCCUCUCUGUCCCUCAAUCACCCCAGGCCCUGGCUAUGACACGGUGAAGAGGACGAGCUGAGACUGUGCAGAAAUUCUUGCUACUUGCAGCGGCCAUGUUGGGACCUGAUUUUACCCUCUUUACACCGUCCAUGUUUUCUGACUGCGGUACUCCUGCAUUGUCCUCUGCUUCUCUGUGACCGGACCUGCCUGCUGUGGACAUUUGGGCCGUGUGCGUGCGUCUGCGUAUUCUAAGUUUGGUGUGUCGGCAUCUUUGAAAUAUCCUUUCUCCCCUUUCAGCUUUCUCCAUGUACCUGAAGCUCCUGUUGCAGUUCUGUUUUUCAUUUUCAAUUCAUGUAUUUAUUGUUGAUGCUUUUCUUGUAUUGGAUGUUGUGAGAGGAAUUUUUACGUAUGCUUGGGCUUUGUUGUGCUCAUUUGCUCCCCUGUGGUCUACUGAGGCGAUGAGGCAGAAGCAGCAGGUUCUCACUACUAAAUUACAGACAUAUUGUGUGGUUGUGGAUGGUUGCCAUACACUUCAGUUAUGCAUGGUGACUAGUAUACUUGUGGUAUUAGGUUUGUGUGUGUGUGCUAGGGUUACACAGGUCUGAUAACGUUUUUUUAUUUUCAUUGUUAACUGAUAUUUUAAUUUCAUUAGCAUCGACAUGGGUUGUUCCUUUCAAUAAAGUCACGGCUGAGAUUUUUUUUUCUUCCUCUCUCUGCUUAGUUGCAGAACAUCUAGUAGGAGGAUAACACCAUUUGCUUUGUAGUGUUAUUUAUAAAUAACAUGGUUGAUGUAGUAGGCAUACUACUAAAUAGGGCCUUUUGUGAUUAACGAAGGGUUAAAAAACAUGAUUGGCGUGAAUGUGUGGUGUGAGUGAAUGAGUAAAUGAUUUCUUGUGAAGGUGAAUCAAAAGUUCAAGAUUAAAUAUCUGUCUAUAUGUUUACUUAUUUGCAUUAAAGGGUUUAAGAUUUUAGAUUUUUUUUCUACAGAGGGAUGAUUGUGUCAGCGAUCACAGUUUUGGGUUGUUGAUGGAUAAAGGCAUCCGAUCCACUGGUUGUCAGACACACUGUACUCUUCAGAUACUAACCGGCCGUUGAACAUUAAAGGAAGAGCUUUUCCUGUCUGAGCCAGAAACACUCAGGAUCUAGGGGCCAUAAAGAUACUUUUAAGACGAGGCUUAGGAUGCUUAUAAUCAUUUAAAGAAUUCUAAAUAUUGCAUUGAUGAGGUUAAUGACCUUUGGAAAAAACUUUUUUUUUUUUUUUUUUUUUUACUCUGACUGACAUGCUUGCUAAAUAUUCCAUAGUGGCCUCAGAGUGGAUGCCAAGGCACUCAUGGAGCUCAGGCAAGGCAAAGAUGUGGUUCCUACAUGGCAAUGUGAUUGGGUCUUUCCACUGCAGAGACAGACACCAGUGUGAUACAGAGUAGUAUGUGCACAAGUUAGUCACUUCCUUUGCUUGGAUUUCUUCCGAGUUUAGCUUGUUGGAUGUUCAACACCUGUAGAGGUGUGCUGGUGACUGGGAAGUCUUACAGUGCCAUACAUAAAGACUGCUAAUAGCAUUAUUUCAUACUUUUUUCAAAUCACAUGGUUUUUGUCUGAUUGCUUAUCUGUGCAUUAAUUAACUGUUUUGACAGCCUUAAUUUAUUGUAAUUUUAAGGUCUGGGGUUUGGGGUGUUUUCUGUAUGUCUCAGUGUGUAGUAGUGGGAAUAGUCUUGUACUCUGCUACAAGGGUAAGAGUAAUAAACUUUUUUUUUUUAAUACUUGCUGAAAUUGUUUAAUUCAUCCAGUCAUUGUUGUGUGUUUUUAUACCUGUCACCACCUGCACAACUGAGAAAAUCCCUUUUUAAAAAUCAUGCCCCUUAGACCAUUUUCUCUUGCAUGCGUUCCCAUAAUCAUCUGCCGUCCUUCUCAAAUUACUGAGCCUGUUGUUUCAUGUGCAAGUAUCUUAACACAACAAACCUUUGACAGCUUUUUGGUAAUUGAAUCUGCAACAUUGUUAAAAACAUCUUAGGGUUUUGUCCCCAGAUAUCUAUACCCGUCAACACUCCUAAUGUCGUUUCGGGAGGAACGGCUGUUUGAGCAAAAAGAGCUUUACUAUGGUCUGCGUUCAACCGUGUCUGUUUUUUCAGUGUCAUACUUAAACUUUUUUUUUUUUUUUUUGAUAAAUCAUAAAUCAUGUUGCAAUGCCAUAGGGAGAAGUAAAAUAUUGUCAAUGUACUGUAUUUAGCUGUGGUUUUACAAAGAGGUCUCUGCUUCAGUUUUGCUUUUUUUUUUUUUUUUUUUUGUUUUCUUGUAGAAAUUGUGACAGUCUUGUACAGUUACUCGAUUAUUCUCACAAGAAGCAGAAGGAGCCACGCUUUCCCCAGCUUCACUGGUAAUAAGAAUGUUGGUUUAGGAAAAUUGCCAUGGUGUUGAGCAGGAUUUUCCUCAAAGCUUUACUAAUUUAAUAAAUUCUUCGCUAUUCUAGCAGUUUCCUCCAAAAAUUCGUUUUAUGUUUGAUCAAAAGUUGUUGUUGUUUUUUUUUCAACCAACAGCAAUUUGUAAGUACUGGCCCACAGAAAAUGUCCAGCUUCCCAUGUCACAUCUCUUCAGUAUUAACUUAUGUUGGCUUGAACUCAUGGCUUACAUUCACCCUCACUUUUAGUCUGGCUAGAAAAACCAGCAGUGUCUGCGCUGAGAUUGAGCAUGCAGUCACUUCUCUCAGCCAGCCCAGAAAUCACGGGCAUUUUGGGUGGACCAUUCCUUAAAAAUGUUGCCAAUGAUUAAGCAAGUGAAUGUAGCACACUGAAAAGAUUUCCUCAUAUUUGCUUGGUUACCUCCAACUUUCAGACAGGAAAUAAUGUGAAGUCAUAUUGUAAGUGCUCACUGUCUGCUCUGUGUGACCUUUCUGUAAGUAAACACAGUAAUUAUUAAAAAUAUGGCUGAAAAGGUAAUGAGACUUUUUUUUUUUCCUCAUUGUACAAACUGAUUUAAAAGUAUUUCCCCUCAGAUCUAAUUGUCAUGUAAUAUACAUAUAUGAAAUUGUCUUUAUUGGUUUAUUGGUUUUUGUUAUGUACAAAGUGAUUUGGAAAAUUGUUAAUAAAAUCAAUUUCGCUGGUUUGUAUUUUGAUCCCCCACUUUAAAAGCAUUCAGAAAAAAGAAUUAUAUUGCAUUAGCUACAUUAAAACAAGGAAGGUAAAUUAAACUCUCUCUCUCUUCU
This is a messenger RNA of Clarias gariepinus (North African catfish), 7992 nucleotides long. RefSeq names its product golgi glycoprotein 1a (gene glg1a). The record is from RefSeq and is a predicted model, not a curated record. The transcript has 27 exons. Bases 1290 to 4718 code for a protein of 1142 amino acids. Gene Ontology annotation, cellular component: Golgi membrane. NCBI's taxonomy places the organism in Eukaryota, Metazoa, Chordata, Actinopteri, Siluriformes, Clariidae. Gene Ontology annotation, molecular function: fibroblast growth factor binding.